AUGCUGGAGGAGGAGGAGGAGGAGGAGGAGGAGGAGGAGGAGGAUGACAGAGGAGGCCCUCUCGCCUCUCUCCCUCCCCCUGCCCCGGCCUCCCUCUCUGCCCCAACCCAGGCCUCUCUCACCCCCUGCCCAGGCCUCAUUCGCCCCUACCCCGGCCUCUCUCUCGCCCCCUGCCCAGGCCUCAUUCGCCCCUACCCCGGCCUCUCUCUCGCCCCCUGCCCAGGCCUCAUUCGCCCCUACCCAAGCCUCUCUCUCGCCCCCUGCCCAGGCCUCAUUCGCCCCUACCCCGGCCUGUCUCUCGCCCCCUGCCCAGGCCUCAUUCGCCCCUACCCAAGCCUCUCUCUCGCCCCCUGCCCAGGCCUCAUUCGCCCCUACCCCGGCUUGUCUCUCGCCCCCUGCCCAGGCCUCAUUCGCCCCUACCCCGGCCUGUCUCUCGCCCCCUGCCCAGGCCUCAUUCGCCCCUACCCAAGCCUCUCUCUCGCCCCCUGCCCAGGCCUCAUUUGCCCCUACCUAAGCCUGUCUCUCGCCCCCUGCCCAGGCCUCAUUCGCCCCUACCUAAGCCUCUCUCUCGCCCCCUGCCCAGGCCUCAUUUGCCCCUACCUAAGCCUGUCUCUCGCCCCCUGCCCAGGCCUCAUUCGCCCCUACCCAAGCCUCUCUCUCGCCCCCUGCCCAGGCCUCAUUCGCCCCUACCCCGGCCUGUCUCUUGCCCCCUGCCCAGGCCUCAUUCGCCCCUACCCCGGCCUGUCUCUCGCCCCCUGCCCAGGCCUCAUUUGCCCCUACCUAAGCCUGUCUCUCGCCCCCUGCCCAGGCCUCAUUUGCCCCUACCUAAGCCUGUCUCUCGCCCCCUGCCCAGGCCUCAUUCGCCCCUACCCAAGCCUCUCUCUCGCCCCCUGCCCAGGCCUCAUUCGCCCCUACCCCGGCCUGUCUCUCGCCCCCUGCCCAGGCCUCAUUCGCCCCUACCCCGGCCUGUCUCUCGCCCCCUGCCCAGGCCUCAUUCGCCCCUACCCAAGCCUCUCUCUCGCCCCCUGCCCAGGCCUCAUUCGCCCCUACCCAAGCCUCUCUCUCGCCCCCUGCCCAGGCCUCAUUUGCCCCUACCUAAGCCUGUCUCUCGCCCCCUGCCCAGGCCUCAUUCGCCCCUACCCAAGCCUCUCUCUCGCCCCCUGCCCAGGCCUCAUUCGCCCCUACCCAAGCCUCUCUCUCGCCCCCUGCCCAGGCCUCAUUCGCCCCUACCCAAGCCUCUCUCUCGCCCCCUGCCCAGGCCUCAUUUGCCCCUACCUAAGCCUGUCUCUCGCCCCCUGCCCAGGCCUCAUUCGCCCCUACCCAAGCCUCUCUCUCGCCCCCUGCCCAGGCCUCAUUCGCCCCUACCCCGGCCUGUCUCUCGCCCCCUGCCCAGGCCUCAUUCGCCCCUACCCCGGCCUGUCUCUCGCCCCCUGCCCAGGCCUCAUUCGCCCCUACCCAAGCCUCUCUCUCGCCCCCUGCCCAGGCCUCAUUCGCCCCUACCCAAGCCUCUCUCUCGCCCCCUGCCCAGGCCUCAUUUGCCCCUACCUAAGCCUGUCUCUCGCCCCCUGCCCAGGCCUCAUUCGCCCCUACCCAAGCCUCUCUCUCGCCCCCUGCCCAGGCCUCAUUCGCCCCUACCCAAGCCCUCUCUCUCGCCCCCUGCCCAGGCCUCAUUCGCCCCUACCCAAGCCUCUCUCUCGCCCCCUGCCCAGGCCUCAUUUGCCCCUACCUAAGCCUGCCUCAUUCGCCCCUACCCCGGCCUCUCUCUCGUCCCCUGCCCAGGCCUCAUUCGCCCCUACCCAAGCCUCUCUCUUAUCCCCUGCCCAGGCCUCAUUCGCCCCUACCCCGGCCUCUCUCUCGUCCCCUGCCCAGGCCUCAUUCGCCCCUACCCCGGCCUCUCUCUCGUCCUGGUCCCUGGUCCUCGGUGGACGGAUGCCAGUGGAGGCAGGUGACAGGCGGCGCUCUGCUCGUAAAUACCAGUGA
Molecule: messenger RNA, 1980 nt
Organism: Knipowitschia caucasica
Lineage: Eukaryota; Metazoa; Chordata; Actinopteri; Gobiiformes; Gobiidae
Source: the annotation of a GenBank genome assembly